Molecule: messenger RNA, 1001 nt
Organism: Solanum dulcamara
Lineage: Eukaryota; Viridiplantae; Streptophyta; Magnoliopsida; Solanales; Solanaceae
Exons: 1
Coding region: 170-892 (240 amino acids)
Source: RefSeq, a predicted model, not a curated record
GUCCCUCUGCUGACACUAUGAAAUUUGUCAAAACCGUGUGCUUUCCAGACUCCAGCCCCAAGAUUCCUUCCAAAACAAACGUCGCCUACUUCUUUAGCCCCUCAUAAAAACCUCAAACCUCAUAACAAUUCAUGCUUCAUUCCGAUCAACAAAACAAAAUUCGUGGAAAAUGUGUAAAGGGUUUCAGCCAAACGAGAUAGAUCGCCUGAAAAUCAAAGGCUUCUACCUCCAUUUAUCAUUUUCAUCACCGACCGAAUAUGUCUUACCCGAUUCACUAACUCUGCAUUAUCUGCCCCGCAUAAGUGAGAGUCCAUUACAGAUAAACGACUCCAACAUCCGAUCCAAUUCCCCCGCUUUCGUUACGCUACACCGGGUCGUAUCAGUAACAACAAAAGGGGUUAUUUACGGAAACAGAGACAGAGUUAAAGCGAGUGAAGGAGUAAAAUUCGAAAUAUUCAUGGCUCAUGUUAAGCUCAUAAAGGGUAUUUUCAUGAAUCAAGAGAAUUGGAGAAUCGAUUGCAAGUGGGCUUUGGAAAACGACGAUUUACGAGUGAAAGGGGCAGAGGUGUGUGUAGCGGUGGAAGGACGCGCCGCCCCUGAAGUGAUUACUGAGAAGGUGGAGAUGACGGUGAGGAAGAGGAGCUGUACUUUUCAGAAGCUGGAGGAGAUUCCUGAGCAAAAAGAAGUUGAAAAUGAGCUUGAUGAGGGGUCCACUUGUUGCUGCUCGGAGUGUGAAGGUGAAGAAGAGGAUUCGGACGGCGGCGGCGACACGGCGGAGGGAGUUGGGUGGGCAGUAGAUGUAGGGAUAUGGGUGAUGUGCCUUGGGGUGGGGGUGGGGUAUUUAGUCUCUAGAGCUUCUUCAAAGAGCUUAAGAAGAAGGAGAUUCAUAUAAAACUAUUUUUCUGCUACUAAUUUCUAACAAAUAGGAUGUAGCACAAAGUUUUGUACAAGUAAUUCGAGUCAUCUUCAUAUUGUUAAUAAACACAAUUUUCCGAUCAUUA